Messenger RNA from Drosophila rhopaloa, 3386 nucleotides. RefSeq lists its product as uncharacterized. NCBI's taxonomy places the organism in Eukaryota, Metazoa, Arthropoda, Insecta, Diptera, Drosophilidae. The record is from RefSeq and is a predicted model, not a curated record. The transcript has 7 exons. The coding region runs from base 247 to 1701 and encodes 484 amino acids.
UGUAGCGCGUGGUCGUGAAAUUUUCCGAGACGAAAAUCAAAGGAAAAACAAACAGUGCGAGGCAGCAGCAACAACAGCAACAACUAACUAGAGCAAAGGAAAUUUGACAGACUUUGAUGUGAAUCGGAAACACGGGGGCGAACGAUACCGAAGGAACCAAAGGGAAACAAAGGUGCCAGGCCAAUAGUGUGCAAAUUGAUAUAGCCGGAGCAGCAUGGAUGAGGAGCACGAAGACGAUCGAAUAAUAUGAGAUUAGAUGGGGCUGUAGAGCCCCGGCCCCGUCAAGGAGCUGCCACGUUCAAGGGCCGCCAGCCCCUGAGGCGCGAUACCCGCGAACCAUGUGAGACACAGCCGCAGCAGCAGCAGCAGCAGCCAGCUGACGAAGACGACGAGGCCACAGACGCUGAGUGUUUGACCACCAACCGCAGCAGAAUCAGCAGCAACAAUUGCCAAGCCAACUUGGUCUUCAACCUAGAAGGUGUUUUUUCGGACAGAAUAGUACCAACACCAGCAAUACCCACGGCCAGGGAAACAACUGGAGGCAAAGGCGAACUGGUAGCCGACACCCUGAAAACGCAUACCAGGCCAUUAUUAAUGGCGCCCAACGCGGGGCUAUUAAUGGCGCCCAACGUGGGACAUCAGCGGAAAAGCCUUGGCCUUCGACUUCCGAUGAAGCGGGGCAAGAGGAUGAUGGGCGCGGGCUGGGAGCGCCUUAACGGCCUGGUCCUAUGCCUGAUUUCCGUUAUUGCCCUUCUGCCGCCGUUGACGCUCGGCGAUGACGGUGAUAAUUUCUUUGCGGUGAAUGCCUUCAGUGCGGGUCCGGAGACGACAACGCCAGAGUUUGAUUAUGCCAGCCGUGGGCAGAAGAAGUUCGGCGACAAGUGCGAUAAUACCCUGGAAUGCGGGUUCCCCGGCUCCAUCUGCGAUCCCAAGAAGAAGUCCUGCCAGUGCACCGAGGAUCUGCCCGUCACCAAUCACAUUGACAAAUGUGGCAAAGAGGCCUCCGUGAACGAGUCCUGCUUCUUCAACGAGCAGUGCGAGAUGCGAUACUUCCAGACGGAGUGCCGGGACGGGCGGUGCAUCUGCCGGUUCGAGAUGUCACCCAUUUGGGCCAAGGACGGAUCCGUGGAGUGCAAAGGGCGCCAGGACAAGAGGGGACCCGAGACGUACAUCGAUCCGGCCAUGAUUGGCGUGCUGGUAGGAAUGGCAUUGAUGUUUAUUAUUAUUUGUGUCGUCCUGCGAUUGUUUAGCCAAGCCCGCUGGCAUGAUAACCGGACCAUCUUCAAUACGCCGAAUCCGCGUCUGAUGAACGUCUCGCUGCUGCGGGACAGCAAAUUGCUCCACGGCCAGGAGCGCCGGGGAUCCAGGAUGUCGGUGCGGGCCCCAUCCCGACAGCCCAGCAUGGCCUCCCUGAGACCCCACUCCCCCAAUCCGUCGCUAGGUAAGACAGGCUCCGAUUCGCAUGGCAGCAAUGCAUCGGCCGCCUCGGUGCGCUCCAAUCGCAGCAACUCGGUGGCUCCCGGCAAGGUUGUCCACCACGAGCGCCACGGAUCCGCCCAUCGCCAGCACCACCAACACGGCCACCAACAACCGAAGGAGCAGCCGCAGUCACCGCAGGAUCAGUCGCUGAUCACCAACAUCACCACAAAUCCGGUGGCCGAGAGCGUCACCGUGGAGAUCAUCGAGCCGGGACAGAAGUAGAGGGGCAGAUUCAACAGUGGGAUCGGCGGGAUUCAAAGUAUAAAGCGAAAUGGUAUAGGCAAGAUUAACUGGCUAACUCUCUGACACACGAACACUGGACACGUAAUACGAAACAUAUAGUCACGAUAUAUGCACGCGAUAAUAAGGCGGGCCCGCUCACAAAAGGGGCGUGGCCCCGGCAACCAACACACAAAAUAAAAAACACAAACACAUAAGGCCAUUGUUCGACUCUUUUUGACAAAGACAAUUUUUGCAAUUAAUGGAAAUUUUUUAACCAAACCAAUUAUAUACUUAUUAUAUAAAUACGGAGCAUAUAAAAACACACACACAUACACCCAGAACAAUGCUAAAUGAAUUACUUACGUACGACUACACCGUAAAAAAUAAUUGAAAAAAACCUUGCAUAACAAAUUCAUACUACUCUUUUUUUCAACCAAAAAAAAAAAACAAAGAAAACUAUAAAGCCGAAAGAGGAAAACUUUAUUAAUUUAAAUAACAUAUUGUAAUGCAGUUAAAUAACUAAGCUUUGGGUUAAAGGCUUUAAGGAUUAAAAACACAGUAGAGGAAACCUAGAGCAUGAUCUCAAUCGUAGUGUUCUGUAGCCAGCCAUUGGAGGCAUUGUGCAUCGUGGCCAAAGAUGCGACAAAUUGGCAGAAACCAAAUGCAAACCGCUGAUACAACGCCUUAUCUAUACUUAUAUUAUAGAUCCAAUUGCCGCUCUAGCUCCCAAAUAUGGAUGUUAUUACCCACAAACGAUGACAAACCAAGUUGAAGAAAUAUUUAACAACCUCGGGACCAUAUUUUAUAAUCAAAAUAUGCGUUUCAUUGCGAAGCACGCACGUUCACAUUAUUCUCGUUUUGGUAUUAACUUUUUAGGUUCGGAUGUAGGGAAUACUGAAAAGGAGUACCUAGAUUUUAACAACUAGCUGAGCAAAUAUUAGGGAACACUCACAACAUGAUAUUAAGGAUAAUGAUUAUACAAGCUCGCAAUGAGUGCAAAAUCUAAAUUGACUUCCAGUUGAAUGAUAUGGUUUGACUUUAGUUCGAUUUUAUGCUGAUUUUUAAGUUCGAUAGCCUUUACAAUCUCACACAGCACACCGCAGAUCGGGGCUGAGGAUUUUCGGACAGUGUAUUGGGCUAGUCGGGAAUAGGGGAAGAUUUUCGAGUCUGUCCAAUACAAAGUUCGAAUCGAACUCGGACAACGGAUCUCCAGGUAAUAGCCAUAGUAGAAAUAUAAAAUAUCGAUAAGGUUUAGUUGUUGCCCCCAAAACAGACGAUUCUCAUUUGCUUUUGUGCUCAAUCAAAGAAGCUUAACUGUGAGAAUACCAAAUGAAUACAUGAUACAAAUAAACGUAGAGCGAAAAAAUCUUAAAGUUGCUUGAGAACUUCUAGCUAAACAAUUACAAUUAGAAUAACAUCAACAAAAAAAUUUAAAAAAAAACAAAAACAAUUUUAUUAAAGCAUCGAAUUUUUCUUAAAACAAAAUGAGCAAACAAACAAUCUUAUUUCUAGGACAACCAAAUCUAGUUACUUAUUUACAUCCUAAAGGGCAUUCAAUAAAACAAUUUAAGCUUUGGAAUUUGGGGAAGAAUUUCAAGGUUUAACUUUGUUUUUAACAAACCGCAAAACACUUACAUCUAAGCACCAAAGAUUUAGAGUAUAUUACAACUAAUUAUAAAAGAGAA